Anopheles marshallii is the source of this 1071-nucleotide messenger RNA. It is a transcript of the gene hry, whose product is annotated as protein hairy. Bases 1 to 1071 code for a protein of 356 amino acids. Gene Ontology annotation, cellular component: nucleus. Lineage: Eukaryota; Metazoa; Arthropoda; Insecta; Diptera; Culicidae. The transcript is spliced from 3 exons. The record is from RefSeq and is a predicted model, not a curated record. Gene Ontology annotation, molecular function: DNA-binding transcription factor activity, RNA polymerase II-specific; protein dimerization activity; RNA polymerase II cis-regulatory region sequence-specific DNA binding. Gene Ontology annotation, biological process: regulation of transcription by RNA polymerase II; anterior/posterior pattern specification; regulation of neurogenesis.
AUGGUGACCGGAAUCGGAGCCAGCGCGCAACAGGUCGCCGGAACACCGGCCACCACCCAGAUACCACCGGCCGAGCCGGUCAAACGCUCCAGCGAUAAUCGUCGGAGCAACAAACCGAUCAUGGAAAAAAGGCGCCGUGCUCGCAUCAACAACUGCCUGAACGAGCUGAAAACGUUGAUCCUCGACGCCAUGAAGAAAGACCCCGCUCGUCACUCAAAGUUGGAAAAGGCCGACAUCCUGGAGAUGACGGUGAAGCAUCUGGAGAACUUGCAACGGCAACAGAGCGCAAUGUCGCAGGCAACCGAUCCGAGCGUGAUGAACAAGUUCAAGGCCGGCUUCAACGAGUGUGCCCAGGAGGUGGGUCGCUUUCCGGAGAUCGAUCCGCACGUUAAGCGCCGCCUAUUGCAGCACCUCAGCAACUGCAUCAACGGUGUUAACAAGUCGGAUCUCCCGAAGCGCCACCAGCAGCAGCAACAGCAACACAUCCUACCCUCACCGCCAAGUUCCCCGGAACAGCACGGACACCCGCACCCGCACCCGUACGGGCUGGCCGGUCAUCCAUCGCCGCUGAGCGCCAUCCAGGCCGGUAACGGCAGUGUGUACAUGGCCGGCUCGAGCGUUCAGCUCAUCCCGACCAAACUCCCGAACGGUAGCAUUGCCUUCGUGUUGCCGACCACCGCCGCCCAAACCCUCACCACCCAGGUGCAGCAACCGCCCGUCCCGAUGCUGGUGCCGAUUCCGAGCCGUACCGCCUCGACCGGAUCGGCCUCGUCCAGCCAUUCGGGUGCCUCCUCGUUGUACGAUCGCGUCCCACGGGAACAUGCCACCUCGUCGCCGUACCAUGCACCACCCAGCCCGGCCAACUCGCACUACGAACCAAUGGAGUGCCACUCGUCCGCCAGCGCCUACCACCUCCACCAGCACCAGCAGUCGUCCUCCUCCUCGUCGUCCUCGUCCUUCAGCAGCCCCGACAGCCCGCUCUCGCUCGUGAUGAAGAAACCCUACCACGAUGAGGACGACGAUCACGAGAUGAAGCAGGAGGAUGAUGGCAAACCGUGGCGCCCGUGGUAA